AUGGACCCGGCCCGGCGCGGCAGCGCCGACCGGGGCUCAACCGCCGGCGCGGAGCCCCGGCCCGGCCUCCCGCGCGGCCCCGGGGGCGCAGCCCGGCCCUUGCCCGAGGCAGGGGCUUCGGCGGCACCAUUCCUCAGCGGCGGCGUCCCGGUCGGCCGUAGGAGCUCCCGGCCGGACGCCGCCUGCGACCCCUUCGGGCACGGCUGCCCACGGCGCGCCGGGCCCGAGGAGCGGCCCCCGGGCCGGACCCCGCCCGAGGGGCUCCCGCUGCCGGCCCUGCUGCCCCCCGGGCCGGGUGGCCCUCUGUCUCCAACAGCGCUCGGCCGGGCCGCCUUUCCCGCGCCGGAGCGGCGGGAGAUGCUGCCUAAGGCGGAGUCCAGCGACCACAUCGCGGCCUGGGCGGGCCCCGCCGUGCCCCGCGCCCCCGCGCUGCCCAAGGCCGUGUCCAGCGAGUUCCUCGCCGGCGGGUGGGCAGGCUUGGCCCCCCGAGCGGAGCCGGGCGAGCUGCCCCUCCUCGGCCGGCCCCUCGGCCGCCCCGGCUCUGGCGACGCCUGCGAUCCGCUGCCGGACUGCCCGGGACGGGCCUCGGAGGACGGCGCGUUCCGCAUCACAGUGGUCACCUGGAACGUAGGCACAGCCAUGCCCCCGAAUGAUGUGACAUCCCUGCUGCACCUCAACACGGGCGAGACAAACGAUGUGGACAUGAUCGCCAUUGGGCUGCAGGAGGUGAACUCCAAGAUAAACAAGCGCCUGAAGGAUGCCCUCUUCACAGAUCAGUGGAGCGAGCUCUUCAUGGAUGUGCUGAGUCCCUUCCAUUUCAUCCUGGUCAGCACGGUGCGGAUGCAAGGUGUGAUCCUGCUGGUGUUUGCCAAGUACUACCACCUGCCCUUUCUGCAGGACAUCCAGACAGAUUGUACCAGGACGGGGCUAGGAGGCUACUGGGGCAACAAGGGUGGGGUGAGUGUUCGUCUCUCCAUCUUCGGCCACAUGGUCUGCUUCCUGAACUGCCACCUGCCAGCGCACCUGGAGAAGGCGGAGCAGCGCAAGGAGGACUUUGCCACCAUACUGCACAUGCAGCAGUUUGAGGGCCGUGUGGCUAACGGCAUCCUGGACCACGACCUUGUGUUCUGGUUUGGGGACCUCAAUUUCCGCAUUGAGAGCCUGGACAUCUGCUUUGUGAAGUAUGCCAUCGACAGCAACGUCCUGAGCCAGCUCUGGGAGAAGGACCAGCUGAACAUUGCCAAAAGCACCUGGCCUGUUCUCAGAGGCUUUCAGGAGGGACCCCUGAACUUCCCACCCACCUUUAAAUUUGAUGUCGGCACCAACAAGUACGACAGCAGUGCCAAGAAGCGAAAACCUGCCUGGACUGACCGCAUCCUGUGGAAGAUCAAAUCCCCCAGCAAAGGGCUGGGGGCAGGCAGGCACCGGCCCAGCCGGGGUGUGCUGUCGGUGAGCCAGCUCUGCUACUGCAGCCACAUGGAAUACACCGUCAGCGACCACAAGCCAGUAGCUGCCAUCUUUGCUGUGCAGUUUGCUUCCAAGGUGGACAAGGCCCCGGUUGAGAUUUAUGUGGCUGACGAGUGGAGCAGGCCUGAGCAAGCAGUUGUCAGGUACAAGAUGGCUGUUGGCUUCCACCGGAGCUCCUGGGACUGGAUAGGACUCUACCGGGUAGGCUUUCGGCACCCUAAAGACUAUGUGUCCUAUGUCUGGGCCAGGAGUGAUGAUGGGGAGCGCUGCCUAGAGAAGCAGCUCUGUGCACAGGUGAUGUUCUCUGAGGAAGCGCUGCCCAAGGGGAACGGCGAGUACAUCCUUGGAUACUACAGCAACACCUCCAGCAGCAUCGCUGGUGUGACUGAGCCCUUCCAGAUCUCCCUGCCUAGGUCAGAGGAGGGCAGCAGCCCCACGGACAGCUCAGGCAGCAGCUCAGAAGAGGAUGACAGUACACUUGUCCUGUUGGCCCCCAAAUCCCGUAGCCCCAGCCCGGGCAAGAUGAAACGGCACCGGAGCCGAAGCCCAAGCCUGGCCAAGUUCCAGGGUCUCAUCCUGCGGCCAUCAAGCCGGGACAGGGGAACGAGCCGCAGCCCCUCGCCCCAGAGCCGCCGCGGCCUCCCCAGGGAUAUCCCCACCAUCCACGUGCCCCAGGAAGAGCUGGGGUGCUGUGGAGCCAAAGGCAAGGAGCUGAGGCAGGCAGCUGACAGCCUGGAGGGCAGCUCUCUCUACCAGACUGUACAGGAGCAGGGUAGCCCCCAGCGUGUCUCCACUGACAGCCCGCUGGCCAGGGCUGACCCCCGGAACCUGGGCCUGCUGCCUGCACUCCGCCUGGAGAUGAUUGACAAGGCUCUGGGCCGGCGGCAAGAGAAUGUGGAUCAGGGCUAUUAUCCCUGCCGGAGGAUGAGCCCCACCAGCCCCCCAGGCUGUGGCACAUCCCCAAAAGAGGGCUGCAGCCCCCAGGAACUGGACAGCCAUAGCUGUGCCAUGGGCCGCUGAUGCAGCGGCCCCCUUCCUCCUCCCCAUAGCGUGCUCGCUGUGUGCUUUCCUCUGCCACUUUCCUGCUAAGACACCCCCUCCCUUAUUUAUUGCAGUGACUCCUCACCCCUGUUGUGUGCCUGGCAGGUAGGGGUACUCCCCUCUGCUCCCCUCAGCCCAAGCUGCUCCCCAGGGCAGGGCUGGGAGGUGACCCAGGGGAGGGUGGGCAAAGCUGGUCUAGUGCAGUUUGGGGAGACCCUCAUGAACUUCCACAUGCAGGAUUCUUCAGUCCCAUGACAGGAGUGCUGGCCUUGCACCCAAGGUGGCAGGGGAGGCCAAGGCAGGGCUCUGGCAGGAAUGGUGAUGGGCACAGAGUGAGGACCAUCCCAGGGUACCCCAGAGAUCAAAGCUUGCUCCUUCCCUGCUCUACCACUGUGCCUCAGCCUGGACAUAGUGCAAGCAACAAAAUAAACGAUCCUGCCCACUCCA
Molecule: messenger RNA, 2955 nt
Organism: Pseudopipra pipra
Lineage: Eukaryota; Metazoa; Chordata; Aves; Passeriformes; Pipridae
Gene: INPP5J
Product: inositol polyphosphate-5-phosphatase J
Exons: 12
Coding region: 1-2487 (828 amino acids)
Biological process (GO): negative regulation of peptidyl-serine phosphorylation; phosphatidylinositol dephosphorylation
Cellular component (GO): plasma membrane; ruffle; cytoplasm
Molecular function (GO): phosphatidylinositol-3,4,5-trisphosphate 5-phosphatase activity; phosphatidylinositol-4,5-bisphosphate 5-phosphatase activity
Source: RefSeq, a predicted model, not a curated record